UUGAGGUUAUGAGAAAUUAUCUCAAAACGUCCUUGACAUUAAGUGAAAAAAAAUUGUGAAACUACAAAUACUUAUAUCAAAUUCUGACAUAUUCCAGUAUCAGUGUUAAAUUUACAGCUCUAAAAUGUCCUUUUUUAAGAAAGAAAAAAUCUCUAUCUUUUUUUUUUUAGAUAUUUGGAUUACUGCACAGAAUCACAGACUAUAGAACUAUUAUCUACAUUUUAUGUAUUAUUUUGUGUAUUUAAUCAUUUAGUUCAUAUAGGGGAGGGAAACUCUUGAACCACACUCCAGUCCAGAUGGUGGCGGUGAUGCUCCCUAAAAACUGGUUGCCAACCGCCUUUAAACCAAACAAGAAGAAAAAUAAGUAAACAAAUUGAAACGGAAUUUAUUCUGCCAACUUGCUGCGCUGUUAAAAGCCGGUGUGUGACCUUGCUGCUGCAGUGACUUAUCAGCACCAUCCAAUUGAAGUAGUUCAGAAGGUGCUUAUUGAUCAUCAAAGACGAUAGCAGGUUUGCGUUCCAUUGCUGUCUGUGAAGAUAUGGACUCAUUCACUUUUGGUGUUGUGCAGCCAUCAAGUUUGACAGAGACAUACGAAGAAUAAACGUCUACUGUAACAAACUAUGGUGUAGUCUAUCCGGAGGAAGUGAUUGUCGAACUCGAGGCAGUCAAACUCGUCUGCGUUGGAUGUGGAAGUGAUCAACUGCGCCGUCAUUCUGCUCGCCCGGACUGCGUUGGAUGAAGAAGCGAUCAUCUGCGCCAAGGCUACAUUAUGAAGACCAAUAAAUCUUACAAGCUUGUUCUGCACAAAAGAGGUUUUGGUGGAAAUGAUGAUGAGGUGGUUGUCAAUCCAAAAGCUUUCCCUCAAAUCUGUCUUGGUGACAUUAUUGAAAUUGCGCAUCCCACAGACGAAUACAGUCCCCUAUUGCUCCAAGUGAAGAGCUUAAAAGAAGACCUCCCGAAAGAAACCAUCAGUGUGGAUCAGACUGUGGCACAAGCCUUCAGACUUCGUGCAUACCAAGAUGUCAUUGUUAACAUUGUUGACCCAAAGGACGUCACUCUGGACUUGAUGGAACUGACAUUUAAGGACCAGUACAUCGGCAGGGGUGACAUGUGGAGACUGAAAAAAAGUUUGGUGAGGACAUGUGCCUAUGUGUCACAGAAAGUGGAGUAUGCUGGAAUCAGAUCCCAGGCAAGUGAACUGUGGGGGAAGGGAGAAAAAGUGACCUGUGGAUACAUCAGUGACGACACCAGGGUUGUGUUCAGAUCCAUAUCUGCAAUGGUUUACGUUUUCAUCCAAAUGAGCUGUGAGAUGUGGGACUUUGACAUUUACGGUGAUUUAUACUUUGAAAAGGCUGUGACCGGUUUCCUUUCAGACCUUUUUGGCAAAUGGAAGGAGAAAAACUGCAGUCAUGAAGUGACAGUUGUGCUCUUUUCACGUACAUUCUACAAUGCUAAAUCAAAAGAUGAAUUUCCCGAGAGUUUUAGAGCAUCAAUCCAACAAGAUCACGAAGGUCGAUUUUAUGAAGACUUCUACAGAGUUGUAGCUCAAAAUGAAAGGCGUGAUGAGUGGACAUCUUUAUUGGUCACUGUCAAGAAUCUCUUCAUUCAGUAUCCUGUCCUGGUGCGACUUAAAGAAGCAGAUGAUUUUCCAGUUGGAUAUAAUUCAACAUCUGCUCAGGGAAACUACUUGGAAGCCAUCAACCUUUCUUUUAAUGUGUUCGACAAACAUUAUAUCAAUCGUAACUUUGACCGGGCUGGUCAGAUGUCUGUUGUCAUCACGCCGGGUGUGGGGGUCUUUGAAGUUGACCGUCUGCUUAUGAUUCUGACCAAGCAACGAAUGAUUGACAACGGCAUCGGUGUUGACUUGGUGUGUAUGGGAGAACAGCCAUUACAUGCAGUGCCGCUCUUUAAGUUGCACAAUAAAGCGACACCUGACUCCUUUGUAGGGAAUGACUAUAAUCUGCCUCACUGGAUCAACCACAGCUUCUACACUUCCAAAAGUCAGGAUUCUUGUAAUAACUUUAUUCCCCGAAUUAAACUUGCUGAUCACAAGCGUCUUUAUGAAAAACUAAAGAAAGGCACAGAACAAACGUUAUGUAUACAAAAGGAGUGUGAGAACGGUUUGCCAAUACAGGUGGACUAUGAAGCGUAUGACUCUCAGGUUUUCAGACUCCCUGGUCCUUCAUUGAUUCAGAGAAGUCCCACUUGCAGAAAUACUUCAACUUUAUCCUGCAGGAUGGGUCGGGGGAAAGAGAAGAGUGGAAAGAAAAUCUGCGCAUCUGUGGAGGUUGCAAUUGGCAUGGGUGUAUCUCCUACUUUGUGUUUUGCUGGGACUGAUGAACAACAUAGUCUGGCAUCUGAUGAUAGUCUCGGACCUGUAUCCAACAUGCUUCUGAUACCCCGAAUGGUUAAUGAAGUCAGUAGCUCACUGGGAUACACAUGUGCCAAAGAGUUUUUUGAGAAGACUGUCGAGUCUCAUCGAGACUCAAGUGCCCCUGCUAGGUUUACAGUGGGAAGUGCCGAGUCCACCUUGUACAUACAAUCGGGAGGUUACACACCACAGAGAGCGCUUAUGAAUCCCUUUACACCAACCAGGAUGCCCAUGAAGCUCACAUCUAACCGCAGGCGCUGGAUGCAUACAUUCCCUGUUGAUCCUUUUGGAGAAGCUUUUCAAAUCCAUCACCAGACCUGGCAAAACAUUGCAGAGUUGCAAGACAGUUACCAAAGAGAUCAUGCUCAGGCCUCAGCUGAGCUGCUGGAACUCUCAUAUCAGGACACCACGGGAAGGCAAGCAAGCUACCCACAAGCAGAUGAGAAUAUUUUUUACGUGAGGGGAGGGAUAGAAGAACACACUCAAAGCCCUGGCAACAGUGGUGCUGGCCUUAAAUGUGAUAUCGUUAUAGGGACCAACAAUUCUUCUGAAUUUGUCGACUCAUCCCAAUGUGCUGACAAUCAAAUUCCCAGCAUCUGCUGUGCAGUGGGGGUUGACUGGAAAUCUCUGACCACACCGGCCUGCUUGCCCCUCACCACGGACUACUUCCCCGACCGGCAAAAGCUACAAAGUGACUACACUGAAGGAUGCUAUGACUUAUUACCACAUAGCGAUCUGGAAAGGCGAGAAGAUGACUUGCCGGGGAUGAAUGCUACUCAAGUAUUUGAAGAAUUUGUCUGCCAGAGGUUGAUGCAGGGUUACCAGAUCAUCGUCCCAUCGAACAAGAGGAGACGACAACCCUCUGUGGCUACUCCCCUUGGCAGCAGUCCUUUAUACACCAGAGGUUUGAUAUCAAUGCGUCGAGGAGAGGAAGAAGAGACUGUUUGUUGGCUCAGUAUGGGUAGGACCUUCCAUAAAGUUUGCCUCAAAGACAAGAUACUCACCGUUACGCGAUACUUGCCAAAAUACCCAUAUGAGUCACGUCAUAUCCAGUACAGCUACAGUCUGUGUCCUCCUCAUGUGGAUGCUCAUUUUGUGUCCUGUUGGGUUGAGUUUGGCCAUGAAAGACCCGAGGAAUAUAAAUGGAAUUACUUGGACCAAUAUAUCUGCUCUGCAGGCUCGGAGGACUUCAGUUUGAUCGAUUCACUCAAGUUCUGGAGGACAAGGUUCCUCUUGCUUCCAGCUGGAGGAGCUCGGCGUGUGGCUGAUGAAGAUGGCCACUGGGAUGUUUAUGGAGCUGGAUCAAGUACAGGAAUAGGUAGUAGUAGUGACUGGGUCCUGCUAGAUGGUUUCAUCCGCUUCCUUGAGGGAGUCAACCGCAUUCGCCGACGCCACCGUUCCGACAGGAUUAUCAGAAAAGGCACUCCCAUGAAGGCCAUGAAUUCUCUCCUUUCAUAUCCUUCCGAACCAAUGGUGCCACUGCAAGGCAAAAAAGGAACUUCAGCUUUAUCUGCUUUACUGGAGAUGGAUCAGAACCAUAGGACAUUAGAGGAACAACAGCAGAAGCCCAAGCCCAUAACACCUGAACUAUCGAGUGCCGAAAGUCCACGCAAGAUCACUGCUGAAUACAUUGAAGGGGCAUUCCAAGUGGGACUGACAGCUGGAACAUCAAUGCAGUUUGCAGGAGAGAAUGCAACUGGCGUCAACAAUGACACCAGAUUAGCGGGAAGUAAUAGUCAGUUUGCACUGGAGGACUUCUCUCUAUCCUCUUCGUCAACACUCGUGGAAAUCUUGGAUGCCAUUAAAAAUCCUACGACAGGGAUACUACUGCUCCCAGAACAGAGGGGCCUUCCAUUCAACUGCUUCAUAAGUGCUGAGGUCGUCCACUGGUUAGUCACCAAUGUUGAGGGUGUAACCACACAGAGCAUGGCUGUCGAUGUUAUGCAGAAAAUGCUCGAUGAAGGUUUGGUUGCCCAUGCAUCCGGAGAUGCUAUGCGGACCUUUGUUUAUGGGUUCUACAUCUAUAGGAUUGUGGCAGAAAAGGACGGUCAAGCUUCACAGCUCCCCCCAACAGUGGCGUGCGGCUGGUCUACUGCAGGCUUGGAAGACUUUGCCUUGUUUCAGAGAAAAUGGUUUGAGGUCGCCUUUGUGUUUGAGGAACAACAACCAACUGAUCUCCCAGCGUUCCUCCUGCCAUGGCUGCCUAGUCGACCAGCCUCUUAUGCAAGCAGGCAUAGCUCUUUCAGUCGCAGCUUUGGAGGACGCAGCCAGUCAGCUGCACUGCUAGCUGCUACGGUUCCAGAGCAGAAGACAGUUACUCUGGAUGUGGAUGCUCAUAAUCGCUGGGGUCGAACUGAAUGGUGCACCUGUUAUUACCACGGCACCUUUUCCCUGAAUUCUGCCUUUGAGAUCAAACUUCAUUGGAUGGCUGUCACUGCAGCAGUCCUCUUUGAGAUGAUUCAAGGUUGGCACAGGAAAGCGGCAUCCUGUGGUUUCUUAUUGGUUCCUGUGUUGGAGGGUCCGUUCGCCCUGACAUCACACCUGUAUGGCGAUCCUCUGAGAGCUCAACUCUUCAUUAGUCUGAAUAUUCAUUGCCUUAUGAAAAGUGGUAGUGAAAACCUGUUUGAAGGUUUUGAACCAGAAUCUUACUGGGACAGGAUGCAGCUCUUUCAAGAGGCCAUAUUGUACAGAUUUGGGUUCGUAGUUGACAAGUUUUCUGCUUCAGCUUUUAAUUUCCCGUCAGAGAACAGGCCCCAAUACAUCCAUGUAACAGGCACUGUUCUACUACAACUGCCAUACGCCAAAAGAAAGUAUACCAGUGGACAACAGCGUCGGCGCAGGAACUCCACCACAUCCAACAGCCAGGGGUCAUUCAGUGGUGAAGAUCGCAUUGGCUUCUAUUGGGCCUACAACACUAUGUUGACUAAAGCCUGGAGGACUGGUGCUCUAGGUGACGAAAGGCUGGCUGACCGCCUGCUCAAAGACUUUACAGACUUCUGUGCCAAUAAGAACAACAGACUGCUGAACUUCUGGGAUAGUUGUCUGGAAAAAAUUAAUACCAGUGCCCCCUAAAGGCAGCAAUUACAGUUUCAUGUUUCAUUGCAAUUUUAAAUGCCCGAUUUUUUUUUUUUUUUUUGCAGACAAAAACAAAAUAAGACAUCCCCAAUACCAAAAAACACAAAACUAACCAACCAAAGCACACACAAAAAAACUAAAAUGAGAAAAAUAGAAAAAAUAAAAACACAUUUCAGGGCAACUCCAUCUUGUAUACAAACAAUAUACAGCCAGAGCAAAUAUAUUUAACAUCAGCGAUAGUAAGAGAAACAAAGAGUAACCCUUUUGAACAAGCCCAUUGUUGAAAGUCAAGCCAAAACCUUUUGUACAAACUCACAUCAAAAGAAAAGAUAAUCUAAAUCUUCAAAACCUGCACAAAAAACAUAGUUCCUUCCUACCAUCCAUUUUAAAUUUUGUCUUCAAAAGUUUCUUGGUUGGGUAAAUAUUAUUGAUAAUUUUAAAUUGAAGUUCCUUUGUUUUUGGUGGGACUGGAAAUUUCAAAUACUUGGAUCUAAUCACUUUUAUAUCUCCAGAGCUGAAGUUUUUCAAAAUAUAAUCACAUUUCAAAGUACCAGAAAAACAGUUUUCCAGGAAACAGACUAAUAAACAUUUAUUCAUCACAAAAAUCAAUCCCAUUAACAUGUAGCAGCCUUCAACAUGGAAUUAUCUCUGAAUACAUUUUAUCUUGUUUAACCAUGUUAUUUACGGGAUAAUGGGAAUAGUUUCACCAUUUGUUUGUACUUUUUUUUAGUACGAGAUAUGAGGCAAAUAGGUUUUCAUUUCCUUGCAGAACUUUGGACUGAACCGAAUGAGCAAACAAUAAUUAAAAAAAACGAACACUUUUUCUUA
This is a messenger RNA of Syngnathus typhle (broad-nosed pipefish), 6274 nucleotides long. RefSeq names its product DEP domain containing 5, GATOR1 subcomplex subunit (gene depdc5). Lineage: Eukaryota; Metazoa; Chordata; Actinopteri; Syngnathiformes; Syngnathidae. The transcript has 42 exons. The record is from RefSeq and is a predicted model, not a curated record. Gene Ontology annotation, cellular component: lysosomal membrane; GATOR1 complex. Gene Ontology annotation, molecular function: GTPase activator activity. Bases 770 to 5443 code for a protein of 1557 amino acids. Gene Ontology annotation, biological process: negative regulation of TORC1 signaling; positive regulation of autophagy; intracellular signal transduction.